UGUCGUGUCAAAAUAUUUUUGUUUUGUUCUUGGAAUAUUUAAUAAAGUAAUCGGUUAUUGUGUUAUUAUUCUAAUGUUUUAUGUUUACUUUUAUUACAAACCGUACAUUUUGUUACACCUAAAGACUAUUUAUCAUAAUUAAUGAAGUUAAAAUUUCAUCCAACUUGUUACUGUAUUAGUCAUGUCAGAUUGCGCGCUGGUUACCAAUGUAAGCGAACACGAUGCGAGCAUGGAUGUGGGGAGCGACAAGUCUCUAUUCGAGCCUACUGUUGAUAUGAUGGUCAAUGAUUUCGAUGACGAGAGAACUUUAGACGAAGAAGAAGCUUUAGCUGCAGGCGAGCAACAGGACCCUAAGGCCGAGCUCAAUAGCCUUCAGAAGGAGGGAGAUAUGCCUUUAGAGGAACUCCUGGCUCUGUACGGUUACGACAGAAACAUGGAAAAGCCAAUUCCUGACCAAGUUCCAGAAGUAGUUCCUGAGGAAACUGAGAGAACGGAGAGGGCUGAGAGGACUGAGAGAAAUGAAUCUGCCCUUUCCCAAUUAUACAAUGAGAAUGCAAACCCUGAAGCUACUAGAUGCCUUCGGUCUGGCUCAAGGCCUCCCUCUGAGGAGGAAGAUGAUUAUGAUUACAGUCCAGAUGAGGAAGACUGGAAAAAAACUAUAAUGGUUGGUAGUGACUAUCAAGCUGCUAUACCUGAGGGUCUAUGCAGCUAUGAUGAUGCAUUACCUUAUGAAAAUGAAGAUAAAUUACUAUGGAAUCCUUCUAUUCUUGAUGAAAGAAUCACUGAAGAGUACAUGCGAAAAGUGUGUGCUCUGAAUUUAGGCACCGGGAUUGAAUUAAUUCCAAAAGGAAAACAGCUUCGUGAUGAUGAAGAGGCCCUGUACUUAUUGCAACAAUGUGGCCACAAUGCAGAGGAAGCCUUGAGACGGAAACGCAUUUCUGCACAAACUCCACCUCACGCAAGUCUUUGGUCAGAAGAAGAAUGCCGAAAUUUUGAAAAUGGCCUAAAAGCACACGGAAAAGACUUUCACUUGAUAAGGCAGAACAAAGUACGAACUCGGUCUGUCGGAGAACUCGUCCAAUUCUACUAUAUUUGGAAAAAAACUGAAAGGCAUGAUAUAUUUGCAAAUAAGGCUAGAUUGGAGAAGAAAAAGUAUACUUUGCAUCCUGGUCACACUGAUUACAUGGAUAGGUUCUUAGAGGAGCAAGAGGCAAGUGGAGGAAGUGUGGUGCGACCUGCAUCUCCAUCGCCCAUGAUGGACUAUGCAACCUCUCCUGUCACUCAACCCGACCCUCUUGCUCUUGGUGAGAAAGAAGUAUUUUCACAGUUAAAUACACAUAACACACCCCCGAGGGCCAUGUCGACAGAAGAACCAGAAGCAGACACUGGACCGUAAUUUUAAUUUCUCACUUUGUAGAAUGCACUGUUUGUAAUAUACUUAAGUAAAUUUUAAAUUAGAAAGAUAAAAAAAUGCUGUAAUAUGUGUUUAAUUCUGUGUUGAUUUUAUUUGAAAUAGCUUUUGCUAAAUUGUAUAUUUCAACCUAAAUAAUGAAUAUAGUUUAUAGUUUAUAUGUCAAUAUUCUUACUGUAGACUUAAACUAUAAGCAGUGGUUGUUUAUGUACGUUAGUAUAAUAAUGUUCAUUGAAAAAAAUGUAGAAUGAAGAAUGUCUCACUAUAAUCGUUGAUUCAGGUGUAUUGUUCAGUAACCGUGAAGCAUGGAGCAAGAGCUUGUUUUUAAGUCACAAAAAUAAAGUAAUUUUUAAAAGUUUAAAAUUCUUUAGGAAUAUUAUCCAUUAAUACCUAAUGUAGGUUAGUAUAUAAAUAUAUCAAUCUUAAUGUUAAAAAAAUAUAGGUAUAGAAUUCUAUCAUUUUCUGUAGAUGUGUAUUAAGCUCUUGUGACAUAGCUUUCAAGAAAUCAAUUUUAAUGAUUUUACAUAUUUAAUUUUGGAUUAUCCAAUUUGUAAUUUAAAUUAGUAAUUUUCUAAAAUCUGUAUACUCUUUAUAGACACAGCUAUUGUGUUCAUUAAUUUUCUUAACAAUGCAAACUAUAAAAGUGAGUAAAUGCUUGUGAGAUUGUACACAGCGAAGGCUGCUUAGUCAGGGAUGACUAUAGAUUGUUUCGAACAACUACUAACAUAGAUAAGACAUUUAGAAACUUAUUUUUUUUAACACCUAUAUGAUACACAGACCUGUUUUUGUUCAUUUUUUUUUAACACCUAUAUGAUACACAGACCUGUUUUUGUUCAUUCCUCAUCUGCAUGGAUGCAUAAAUUAAAAAUCGCCUAUCUUUUGUUUGUUAUUGUACACAUAAUUAUUAUUGUAUCCAUAAAUAGUACCUAAUUUUCUAAUUUCAUAUAUUAAAUACCAAUCUCAGAUUUAAUUCACUGUUUCAUACAUACAGAUAGAUAGGCUGCUGAAAUUAUCAGGGUUUAUUUUAUUGCCAUUUUGCUAUGGGAUUUUAAAACGUAAUAGACCUAAAAUAAGAUAAAUUCCCUUAUUCAUAAAUCAUAUUGACAUUAAUUAUUUCUACAGUAUUUUUAUAUUUCUGACUGGAUUUUAUUUAAAUGAAUGAGUAUGGUGGUUUAUUAGCAUUUGAUUUGUACAAUGUACAAAAUAAUAUUAAUUUGUUAAUAAUAUUUGUGAAUAAGGGAGUAAAAUAAUUAAAUUAUGAAUUUAUGAAUGUACCUGUCUAUAUCUAGAUGGGUGUCGUAUAAAAUUGUGGAUUAUUUCAUGAAAAUAAACAG
Molecule: messenger RNA, 2745 nt
Organism: Bombyx mandarina (wild silkworm)
Lineage: Eukaryota; Metazoa; Arthropoda; Insecta; Lepidoptera; Bombycidae
Product: mesoderm induction early response protein 1
Biological process (GO): negative regulation of transcription by RNA polymerase II
Cellular component (GO): nucleoplasm
Molecular function (GO): histone deacetylase binding; transcription corepressor activity
Source: RefSeq, a predicted model, not a curated record